Messenger RNA from Fusarium oxysporum Fo47, 1067 nucleotides. Its product is annotated as phosphotransferase family protein. Bases 1 to 987 code for a protein of 328 amino acids. The record is from RefSeq and is a predicted model, not a curated record. Lineage: Eukaryota; Fungi; Ascomycota; Sordariomycetes; Hypocreales; Nectriaceae. The transcript has 2 exons.
AUGGGCUGUUUCUUGUCGAAACCUCCUAGAACACAGUUCCUUAGCGAAACCCCGCUGCAGGAGGGUCCCAGUCCUGGUGACGAAAUAGGCUUCCCCCAGCCAUACCAAGACCCUAGGUCGAUUGACGAUGACAAUAACUUCCCACUCGAUGGAAAAGACAUUGCUUCUGUCUCUGACGAGGAACUUCUAUCAGCGUUCUUGACAGCGCCUCGUCUUCAUGACUAUGGCGCUGUCACAGUUUCACGUGUUUCCAAAGACCUUGUCAUCAAAGGUGGUCCAGGCGUAGCAAAGAGUGAAGCAGAAAAUAUAAAAUUUGCUUUGGAGACCCUCGGCCUCCCGAUCCCCAAGGUCCAUCGAGUUUUCACAGCUGAUGUCCCAGAAGAUCCAGACCUGCCCGAAGCACCCGUGGUAGAGGGCCAUUUGAUUGUAAUGGACUACAUCAAAGGAUCCACUGUCGAGAAAAUCUGGCAAUCCUUCGACACGACUACCAAAGAAACUGUCGCACAGCAGGUCGCGGACGUGAUUGACAAGAUGCAAUCUACGGUCCUCAAUCAUAUGCCAGUAGGGCCUAUUGGGAGAGCCCAGGAUGCCAAAUUCCAAGGUCCAUGGUUCACGGACUACGGCACAGGGCCUUUCGACACGCUUGCAGAACUUGAGGACUGGUGCAAUCACAAAAUCGAUGUCGGCAUCAUGGUCAAACAACUAACACCCGAAACGCGAAGAUUUGAAUUCAAAGAUAUCGUUCUGACCCACCAAGACCUAGCGAUGAGGAAUUUGGUACUCGGUGAGGAUAUGAAUGUCUGGGUAAUCGAUUGGGGUUGCGCUGGUGUAUACCCAAGAGGUUUUGAACAAGCCGCGCUGCAGGUUCAGGCGGAAAAUAAUGAGUAUGCUGAUAUGGUAUUGGAGAGGCUAUCGGAUCGACAAGAUAUCGUGAUCGAACAGUUUGCGAAUAUCGCGUAUGGUCUCUCAACCGGUCGCGCUCUUUGAGAUAGAAUUUAAGCCAAGAUAAGAAGAGCAAUAAUUACGCCGGCAUUUAUAUAAAACAAAAGGCGAUGAAGACAUGGAAG